This is a messenger RNA of Puntigrus tetrazona (Sumatra barb), 1533 nucleotides long. RefSeq lists its product as uncharacterized. The coding region runs from base 98 to 850 and encodes 250 amino acids. The record is from RefSeq and is a predicted model, not a curated record. The transcript is spliced from 11 exons. NCBI's taxonomy places the organism in Eukaryota, Metazoa, Chordata, Actinopteri, Cypriniformes, Cyprinidae.
GCCACAUCUGUCUUUCUCCUCCUCUCUUUUACUGUCAGUUCAGGUUCGCCCAUCUUCGUGUGUACAUCAAGAUUUAUUUUCUUUCUGAUGCUUCAGGAUGAACACAACAGCGUCCCACAACGAUUCUAAUGUCAGUGGAGUCAAAAGCAGGCCGAAUAACACAGUCUCCCGACAUGAUUGGUUACUCUACACAGUUCCUGCGUCAGCGUUUCUGAUUGGGAUCGUUCUGUUCACAUACAUCUGCAAAACACAGCAACGCAGGAACAUGCCCACGAAGCAGAGGACAAAAACAAAUGGACACUUUGCAAAGUACACCGAUUUUGGGUACAUUGAGAGCGGUACUCAAAAGCACACAGAGAGCGCUGAAAACAACAAGAAGGAUGAGACGCAGUCUUAUGAGAAUGUAGAUGCAGCUAUCUACAGCAAUCAAGAUAAAGUCACGUACUAUGUUUCUGCAGAUGAAGAUUAUCUUAACCCAGAUGCAGUCGGGCAAGAGGAAGUGGCGGGGCCAAAGGAACAUCACAACACAAUACAACUGCCUAGCAAUUUGACAGAUAUUGAUGGAGAGUCAUAUGAGAACAUGGAGGAGUGUUUAUAUGCUCAACCUCGCAAGCAGACACAGAAAGUCCGACACGACACUGAAGACGAGGAUUACAUUAAUCCUGAUGGAGAUGGAAAACGAGAUCUGGCUCCGGACCACACAGACACUGAGUCGUAUGAAAUGAUGUCCGGGCCAGACUAUCUGUACAACAACACAGACUUCACAGCAACUAAUGACACCACUGAGGAUGAUUCAUACGAGCAGAUGAACGAAAUCCCAGCCUCGUUCCAGACAAAGAUGAAUGGAUGAACGAAAGAGAUGCAGAGAAAUGGACAACUGCAGUCAAAUGGCAAUUAAAAGAGAGAAACUGGGUUUCUUUUUAAAACGUAAACAUUUGAGCGCAGCUAGCGUUGUAACUGUAGCCUGCACUGUACAUCUAAAACAACCAUGAACUAGAAAUCAAAACGGGCUAUUUACUUGCUUUAUAGUUUUUUCAUCACCGCAAAGAAAAAAGACACAACCCACUAAUUAUCCAAUCAAAAUACUGUAUUUCACGCGAAAUGUCAAAUGGCUGAUUUGAUUGGAGUUUAAAAAGUUAGCGCGUUUUCUCUUGUACACUUUUUUUUUUUUUUUUACUCCAAAGUCGCAAAAAUACACAAACGUACCUACGUUUGCUUUUCAGUUAUUCUAAUCAAGUUGCUUUUAACUGGUGCGAUCUUGGUGGAGGAAAAUGCAGGCUAUUCCAAAAAUGUACAUUGCGUUUAGAGAUAAACUGGUAAAUAUCACAGAAACGUCUCGGUCAUUUCAAUUUAUUACGCCAGUGUAUUAUUUCAAAAUAAUUAUUGCAAUUAUUUUAAUAGUAAACUAUGAAAUUACAUCACGGUAGUAUUUUUUUAUGCAUUUUUGUCUUGUCAUGACAUAUGUGAAUUUCACCAACUUUCCUGAGCAUUGUUUAGUUUUUUAUGGCUGUAAUAAAAUUCAAGUAAAUUUCA